CCAAGGUGCAGCUCUGUAAACUACUGCUGCAAGGAUAGAGGAGUGAGAGGGAACAGAAGGCACAACUUGGACGCUAAAACCAAGACUUGGAUCUGACUUUUAACUGUGGUUGAGCUGAGUCACUCUAGCCUGCACAGCCAGGCGGCCAGGCUUGAAAAGCCUCACUUUUCCAUUGCUCUUUGGUUUUCUGUCCUGUUAUUGGUUACUAUCUGAGUGACUAACAACUGUUUCCAGUUUAAGGUUUGGAAAUGUAGUUCAGCAGUAAGACAUGAAGGAGCUGUUGUACCAGUGAAAGGAUAAAUCUUAUUUCUUUUCAACAAACUGGAGCGGAAACAGGUCGGAUUUUCAGAAGUGGUGAUAUGACUUUAUUGGCUUACUCUCAUUAAUUUAUUCACUGUAAGUUGCAUGAUCUUUGAACCAGCUAUACAAAUUAGUGCAUGCCAUACAGAUGACAAUUACACCUUCUUAGACUGCAUUUUUCUCAUGAAGGAUAGCACAAUGUUACACUUAAGUCUCUGACAUGAGCAGUGUAAAUGGUAAGCACAAUGUUAACGUUGUGGGAAAAGCUUUUCGCUCCAUUCUGGAUAACUUCACCACUUUCUUUAUGAGCGACUGACGGACUGCCCAGCAAAUGGAGGAGCAAAAAGCAGUCCUAAAACUUUUCAGGACCUUCCCAGAGGAGCAAAAUGAGGACAUGCAAGAAGACAUUGAGCUGAGUUUUAAUCUAAAGAAAAAUGGGGAUAUAAGGUUUGAAGAUGCUCUGGAGAACAGUAGAGACUCCUUAUCAUAUGUCCUAUUGCCCCAUGAAGGAGAGAAUAUCACCUCCACCUCAUCGGGAGAAGUAGGAAAUGACUCAGACAUGACAGAGGAGGAGAUGAAUAAUGUCAACCUUUCAGAGCAGCAAAGUGUGGAUGUAAACACUGAAAAUGGCUCAGAUGAACAGACCUCUGCAACAAAUCAAGAGCAGAAUAAGACACCAGACAACCACUGUGACAAAGUUAAUGAUUGCAGCAACAAGGGUUGUCAUACAUCACUAGAUGAAUGUGCCUCGAACGAAUCUCUGCAACAGGAAUGUCAACACAUUUCAACUGACACAAAUACAGAUUGUGGUGGUGUUGCACCAGUCGGUGUCAAGCAGGAUGGCACUAAAGAAGCCAAGCAGAGCAUGAGAAAAGACUACGAAAAUGCUCACUGCCAGGAAGAUUUUGUCACAAGUGCUUCCAAUUCGGACGUGGGUUUUGACCCUGAGGAAUCUGUGAAAAGUAGACCAUCUAAAACCAAACAUGUAGUGAUAAUGGUGACUCGGACAGGACCUGGAGUUGAGGAACAGGUUGAACCAAUAGUUACACCAACGAUGGAGCAAACUGGUGGCCCUUCCUGCUUCAAAAAAGACAAGGAAGAGGACAGUACAGGUGCAGAGAAGGACAGCGAAGAAGAAGAGAAAAGAGAUGUAUUUCCAGACUAUUCCGACCAACUCCACCUUCCUUCCAGCCCAAAAGACACUUCACCCACUGUUUCCACAACAUCUGCAGCUGUAGCCAAUAACCCUCCACCUGGAUCCACCAUAUCCAGAGCCACCUUCUCCCCAGGCUCCCCUACAGACAAGCAGAUCCAGCUCCCUGCCCUCUUUAGUGGCCUGAGGAUCCUGAGGAAGGGGGUGGUCGGACCCGAGCACGACACCGUUGCCCAGAUCAAACGUUCGUCUCAACGAGCAAGAAGGGACAUUUUCCCUGAGAAGCAAGGGGAUGUUAAGAUUCAGGGGAGCUUCCUGGACCAGAUCUCCCAGUUACUGAACCGGGAAAAGAGAGGAGACGAGAAAGAGGAGAAGAAAGAAAUGGAGUCUGAGGGAGACCAGGACAACACCAGAGAGGAGAAUGAGAAUGAAGAAAGUCAAGAGGGUGAAGGGAAAGAACUUGAAACAACAGAGAGGGAUGCAGAUGUUUCAUCUGAGUCUACGAAACCUUCUGUGUCCGGUGCAGAAGCAGCGUUCGAUGCCUUCAAAGCUUUUUUCACCCCAAAGCCUUUGAAGAAGGACCCAGCAGAGAAGGUGGACCUGGACGCAGUGAGGAAAAAGAUAAGAACAGAAAAAGAUGUGCUGAGAGCGCUUUUUGAGAGAACCUCCAAUAAGACACCAGAGAAGAAAGACUCACCUAACGGCAAAUCAGAAGCAUCCACCCAAGGAGAGGGUGAAGAAAGAACUCCUGGUCGUCUACAAGCCGUCUGGCCGCCACUUAAGGAGGAAAAAGUUGGGCUGAAGUACACAGAAGCAGAGCACCAGGCUGCUCUGCUGCAGCUGAAGAGAGAAUGCAAAGAGGAGCUGGAGAAAUUACAGGAUGACUAUGGUCAGGAACUGUCCAGACUGAGGGUGGAAAGUGAGGACAAUGUUGCCCGUCUGGAGUUCACUCUGGCCAAGCUGCAGGCCGAACUCUCACAGAUUGGGAGCCGCCAUCGUGGGGAACUCAAAGAUGUUGCUGUAUCAACGGGAGACGACUUUUUAAACAAAUCCUUCCGCACAGUCUGCGUCCAGACAGACCGAGAGACGUUUGUUAAGACUUCUGAGGAUGGAGAAGGUACGGGGAGACCCUGCGCCAGCCCUCAGCAGCAGAAGGUGACCCCCAAAAAGCUGGACCUAGCUUCUAUCGGCCUUAGCCUGGCCAAUCAGAGAGACGAUACUUUGUCUUCCUCCUCAUUGCUUGACCCUCCAUCUCAAAGUCUUCCUCCACCUGGAACCACGCUACCUCUAUCAGAACAACCACCCGCUCCUUCUCAGACGUUACCAACCAAAACAGAAAUUCUGCCUCCUCCUCCUCCUCCACCUCCGCCAUGUUUGUCUUCACCCACAAAUCACAUGCAGCAAUCAAAUGACCCUCCACCGCCACCUCCACCACCACCACCUCCUCCAUCCAUGCCAGGCUUAGCUCCCCCACCACCUCCUCCUACAGGAGCGGGCCUCGUGAUUGAUAAACCUCCCAGGAAACCUGCAGUGGAGCCUUCCCAACCCAUGAGGCCUCUUUACUGGACCAGAAUCCAGAUCCAGGACAACAAUAACAACACACUGUGGAACGUUUUAGAGGAACCAAAUAUAAUUAAUGCAAGGGAGUUUGAGGACCUCUUCGCCAAAACCACCACACAGACCAAGAGGAAGCCGCUCUCAGAGGCUUAUGAGAAGAAUGCCAAAGCCAGGAAGAUCAUUAAGCUGUUGGACGGGAAGCGCUCCCAGGCCGUGGGCAUCCUCAUAUCGAGCCUCCACCUGGAAAUGAAAGAUAUACAACAAGCUGUAUUGACAGUGGACCACUCUGUGGUGGACUUGGAGACCAUUGAAGCACUGUAUGAAAAUAGAGCACAGCCAGAGGAACUGGAAAGAAUCAAUAAACACUACGAGACGUCAGAAGAAGAGCAAGUUAAACUGCUGGACAAACCCGAACAGUUCCUGUAUGAGCUGUCUCAGAUCCCAGACUUUGCUGGCAGAGCUCACAGCAUCAUCUUCCAGUCGGCCUUCAUCGAUGGGAUCGCGUCCAUCCAACGCAAGCUCAACACAGUCUCCUCUGUCUGUGAGACUCUGUUGGAGAGCGAUGGCGUGAGAGGAGUGGUGGGACUGGUGUUGGCUCUGGGGAACCACAUGAACGGAGGUAGCAGGGUCAGAGGUCAGGCCGAUGGCUUUGGCUUGGAGAUUCUACCUAAACUGAAGGAUGUCAAGAGCCGGGACAAUCGUAUCAGCCUGCUGGACUACGUGGUGACAUACUACUUGUACAAUGUGGAUCAGAACGCCGGCACCGACAUGAGUAUGUUCCCUCUUCCCGAACCUCAGGACGUCUUCCUGGCAGCACAGGUCAAGUUUGAUGAUCUCAACAAAGACAUAAGACAGCUUGGACGAGAUCUGACAAGAUGUGAGAAAGAUGUGCAGAAGGUUUGUUCUGAUUCUCCUGAAGAACACCUGCAGCCGUUCAAGGACAAGAUGGAGGCUUUUAUUCUCAGCGCACGAAAAGAACACGCAGAAACUUCCUAUCAGCUGGUGACUGUGCAAAAAAGUUUUCAGGACUUGGCUUUGUACUUUGGACUGAAGCACAAGUCAGGAGAGAAAGAGGUGACGACUGGCCAUUUUUUCAUGCUCUGGUUUGAGUUUUGUGCCGACUUCAAGGCCAGGUGGAAGCGGGAGAACAAGAUCAUAUCUAAAGAGAGAUUAAAAGAGGCCCAGCUGUCAGUGAACAGGAUCACAGGAGAGAAGAAAGUGGAGACCAGAAAGAUCAACCCCAACAGCCUGAAAGAGCGACUUCGCCAGAAAGAAGCCAACAUAUCUUCAACUUAAGAAACUCAGGAGGUAUAAAAAUGCUGCGGUCACACAGCCAUCUUCACCGAGCUGGAUCAGACAAUAUGAGACCCAAUCGAUGUUUUUCAGUUUUAUUUGUUUAUUAGUUUUAUAUUCUUAUGUCCAUAAUGUACUUGCAUUCAUCAACUGAGAACUUUAUGUAAUAUAAUUUGCUACUUAAAAAUGUCUUUAAAUUUAAAAGAUUAAAAAAUAAUAAUUGUGCAAUAUUUAGACAUCAGAAAUGGCUUCAACUGUGUAUAGAUUCUUAUAUUGCACUUAGGGUUAGCAUUGGUGCAUGGUUUUGCAUUGAUUCUGACAUGUAAAAUCUAAUCUUUACAGUGUUUUACCACUAAUAAAAUCACUAAUCUGGAAAAUA
Micropterus salmoides (largemouth bass) is the source of this 4682-nucleotide messenger RNA. RefSeq names its product formin 1 (gene fmn1). Bases 632 to 4306 code for a protein of 1224 amino acids. Lineage: Eukaryota; Metazoa; Chordata; Actinopteri; Centrarchiformes; Centrarchidae. The record is from RefSeq and is a predicted model, not a curated record. Gene Ontology annotation, biological process: actin nucleation; cortical actin cytoskeleton organization; actin filament network formation. Gene Ontology annotation, cellular component: cytoskeleton; cytoplasm; actin filament. The transcript is spliced from 17 exons. Gene Ontology annotation, molecular function: actin filament binding; microtubule binding.